AUGAAUUGGAAAACUUUCGAGAGUGUUCGUCACAUCCAAAUGACCAACGACGGAGAACGACACACGGCAGUCGCCGCCGUCGACCGGAAAGGCAGGUUCGCACGAAACGAAUCCAGUUUCCGAGACCGCGUUUCAGAUAUCGUUUCGGAAAAAAACCGAUACAAACUCAUCGUUUCCUACGCCUGCCCGUGGGCGACGCGAUGUCUUUCCGUCCUCUAUCUGAAAGGAUUGGACGAUGGAAUCGAGGUGGACAUCGUGCACCCGACGUGGCAGAAAACGAGAAGAAAAAGAGGAAAAGAGGACGAGGAGGAUACGGAUGAAGAUGAUGGACACGCCGGGUGGGUUUUUCCCAACGAGAACUGUCGAUGGAUUCAACAUUUGUCCGGGAUUGAAAGCGCGAAAUUCGAGGUGCAAGCGUAUCACACGAGGAAGGACCCGAAGAAGACGAAGAAGACGGAGUUUUAUUCCAUCCGAGAUUUCUACGAAGAGCACGACAAUUCGUACAAAGGUCCGUUUACGGUACCAAUCUUGUACGAUCAAACUGAAAAGCGAAUCGUGAACAACGAGAGCAGCGAGAUUAUUCGAGAUUUGAACGCGCGGUUUCAACCGCUCGCGAAGAACGCGACGUUAGAUUUGUACCCGGAGAGUAAGCGAAAAGAGAUUGACGAGAUGAACGAGUGGACGUAUCGCGCGAUUAAUAACGGCGUCUAUAAGUGUGGGUUCGCGCGGACGCAAGAGGCGUACGAGGAAGCCGUGGAAGAGUUAUACGAAGGUUUGGAGAGAUUGGAAAGCGUUCUCGAGCGUUCGAAGAUGAAGUUUUUGGUGAGCGACGACGAGGUCACCGAAAUCGACGUUCGGGUGUUCCAAACGUUAGUUCGAUUCGACGAGGUGUACGUCGUGUACUUUAAAACGAACAAAAAAUGCAUUCGCGAGUAUAAGAACAUCAGCGCGUACGUGAAACGGUUAUACGCGAUGCCGGCGUUUCGAAAAGCGACCAACAUGUGGGACAUUAAGACGCAUUAUUUCACCUCGCACGUCGCGUUAAAUCCGUACGGGAUAAUACCUAAAGGCGAUCCGAGUUGGUUAACGUAA
Molecule: messenger RNA, 1092 nt
Organism: Bathycoccus prasinos
Lineage: Eukaryota; Viridiplantae; Chlorophyta; Mamiellophyceae; Mamiellales; Bathycoccaceae
Exons: 1
Coding region: 1-1092 (363 amino acids)
Cellular component (GO): cytoplasm
Molecular function (GO): glutathione transferase activity
Source: RefSeq, a predicted model, not a curated record